Molecule: messenger RNA, 1599 nt
Organism: Papilio machaon (common yellow swallowtail)
Lineage: Eukaryota; Metazoa; Arthropoda; Insecta; Lepidoptera; Papilionidae
Gene: CysRS-m
Product: probable cysteine--tRNA ligase, mitochondrial
Exons: 1
Coding region: 62-1591 (509 amino acids)
Biological process (GO): cysteinyl-tRNA aminoacylation
Cellular component (GO): cytoplasm
Molecular function (GO): cysteine-tRNA ligase activity; ATP binding
Source: RefSeq, a predicted model, not a curated record
CACAUCAGUGCAUUGGAAUAUUUUCGCAAUAUUUUUAAGUGAUUCAAUUAUAAACUAAAACAUGAUAAAAGUACUACCCGUUAUUUCAAGAAAACUAUCCCACGUCUGCAGCCUGAAACCAUUCAAGGAAACAAAAUGGUUAAUGCCGAAUGGGAAUCCAAUUGGAGUAUAUGUUUACAAUUGUAUUGCCGAUCAAAAGGUUCCGGUAAUUCUAAAUGAUCCAACUAUUGCUACAUGGUACUCCUGUGGACCAACUGUGUAUGAUUCAGCUCAUAUAGGUCACGCAUGCUGCUAUGUAAAACUAGAUAUCUUACAAAGAAUUAUGAAAUCUUUUUUUAACAUCAAGUUAGUCACUGCCAUGGGUAUUACCGAUAUCGAUGACAAAAUUAUAAAGAAAGCGAAAGAAACCAACACAGAUUUUAGAAUAGUAGCUAAGAACUUUGAACAUGAAUUCUGGCUAGAUCUAUCAAGCUUGAAUAUUGAAAAACCAAUGAUUAUUACUAGGGUAUCAGAAUAUAUGCCUACAAUACAAAGUUUUGUAAAAAAUCUCAUAGAUUCGGAAAUGGCUUACAUUGCUACUGAUGGCUCAGUAUAUUUUGAUACAAGCAAAUUUCCUUCAUAUGGAAAAUUACAAAAUAUGCAAGAUAAUGGUGAGCCAACAAGUAAUGAAAAAAGAAAUAAAAUGGAUUUUGCUCUUUGGAAAGGUUUUAAGCCGGGUGAACCUUUUUGGGAGACUUCUUGGGGUAAAGGUAGGCCGGGAUGGCACAUAGAAUGCUCAGCUAUGGUCAGUAAAGUGUUUGGCAGUCAAAUAGAUUUCCAUGCUGGUGGUAUCGAUCUUCAGUUUCCACAUCAUGAGAAUGAGGAAGCGCAGUCUUGUGCCUUCCAUAACACAAUGCAAUGGGCAAACUACUGGAUUCAUGUUGGACAUUUAAGUUUAAAAGAUGUGAAAAUGUCUAAAUCUUUACAAAACACAUUAUCAAUACCAGAUUUUCUUAAAAUAUACACAUCCGAUAUAUUUAGAAUGGCAUGUCUUAUGUCAAAUUAUAGAUACCCAAUGGAGUACACUGAUGAAAUUAUGAAAACGGCUGAAAGUGUUUUGAAAAAGUUUAAAUUCUUCCUAAAUGAUGUUUUAUUAUAUGUAAACAAAAGUGACACAGGACAUGGAGAUUAUGAUAAAAAACUUUUAAAUGAACUGCAAAAGGUGGAGAGUAAUAAUUUGGAAGCGUUAAAGAAUGAUUUUGACACAUCGUCAUGUAUAAAUUCUUUACUAAACCUAGUAACGGUUACAAAUAAAAUAAUUAAAGCUGAUACCAAAGAUCAUUAUCCAGUACCUGUGAUACUAAUCGCUCAAUAUAUAACAAAUAUCUUGAGCAACUUUGGUUUAAAAUUGCAAGAUAAUACGGAAAAUGAUUUAUCAAACUUAUUAAUAGAUACUUUAGUUGAUUUUAGACAUAUUGUAAGAAAUAAUGCUUUACAACGAAAGGAUAAGGAAUUGUUAACCGCAUGUGAUAUGGUCAGAGAUAAAAUGAAGACUAUGAAGGUUCAAAUUAAUGACAGCAAUAAAACGGCAUCAUGGGUUAUUACUAAAUAAAUGAUUUA